AUGUUUUCAGGUUUGUGUGAUUUUGCCAAAAUGCAACAUCAUCAGCAGAGGAUGGCAGCUUUAGGGACGGACAAAGAACUCAGCGACUUACUAGACUUCAGCGCGAUGCGAAACAGCGAUUUGAAAACGUUCCCAACAUCAAUGAUGUUUUCUCCUCCGGUUAGCAGUGGGAAAAAUGGACCGACCUCACUGGGAAGUGGGCACUUCUCCGGCUCAACUGUGGAAGACAGACUGAGCUCAGCGUCCUGGGGAAAUGGUAGCCGCAUUACAAAGGUUUAUGUUGAUGGCUCUCAAUACUCUCACGUGGCUGGCCGGGACGUGGGAUCACAUGACGGCAUCUCACCUCCUUACGUGAACUCUAGACUGGCAGGUAAAACAGAAAGAGCAUCGUACUCGUACAGUCGUGACUCAAACCUACACGGGUGCCAUCAGAGCAUCAUGGGGGGUGAGAUGGGAAUGGUGAGUCCCGGGACAGUUUCCCCCACUAAACCAGGCUCUCAGUAUUAUCAGCACUACAGCAGCAACCAGCGGCGAAGACCCAUGCACAGCGACUCUAUGGAGGUCCAGACAAAGAAAGUGCGUAAAGUUCCUCCAGGCCUGCCAUCCUCGGUAUAUGCACCGCCUGCCAGCACUGCAGAUUAUAACCGAGACUCGCCGGGUUAUCCAAGCUCUAAAGCACCGAGUGGCAGCUUCCCCACCUCCUUUUUUAUGCCAGAUGGUCAUCACAGUACAGACCCAUGGAGCUCCUCCAGUGGUAUGAAUCAGGCAGGUUACAGUGGAAUGCUGGGAAAUUCCUCCCAUGGCCCCCAGAGCAGCAGCUACUGUGGCCUGCACCCACACGAGAGACUUAGUUACCCAUCACACUCCUCGGCUGAGAUUAAUCCCAGUCUUCCUCCGAUGUCCACUUUCCAUCGCAACAAUGGCACAAAUCUCUACAGCGCUGCCUCCUGCACAGCGACCACAAAUGGAACAGACAGCGUUAUGGCUAAUCGAGCGCCAAGUGGAGCAGGAAGCAGUUCCCAGACUGGAGAUGCAUUAGGAAAGGCCUUGGCUUCGAUCUACUCUCCUGAUCACACCAACAACAGUUUCUCCUCAAACCCCUCCACUCCAGUGGGAUCUCCACCCUCACUCACAGCUGCAAGUUCAGCUGUUUGGUCCAGAAAUGGUCAAGGAGCCUCAUCCCCAAACUACGAACCUCCAAUUCACUCACUGCAGAAUCGUAUAGAGGAUCGUCUGGAGCGACUGGAUGAUGCGAUUCACGUCCUUCAGAGGCACGCAGUUGGCCACGGUGACCUGCACGGCCUCAUUACGCCAUCACACACGCACACACACUCACAUACACACUCGCACUCACACAACCACAACGGAGCCAUGGGCACCCUGAGCACCAACUACGGCACCAGCCUACUCCCAUCCAACAGACACUCACUCAUGGUGGGAUCUCAUCGUGAGGAGGGAGUAGGGUUGCGUAGUGCUCACUCCAUUGUGCCCAAUCAAGUACCUGUUCCUCAGCUGCCAGUUCAGUCUGCCACCUCACCAGAUCUCAAUCAGCCAGACCCAUACCGGGCACUCUCCAGUGGACUGCAGGGCCAGAGCACAUCUUCAGUGAGCUCAGACAUUAAAUCAGAGGAUGAGGGAGAUGAGAACCUGCAGGACGGCAAAAGUUUGGAUAUCAAAAAGGAGGACGCGGACAGCAAGGAGCUGAAAGCUAUAGAGAGCAACAAUGAUGAUGAGGAUCUGACUCCAGAGCAGAAGAUCGAACGUGAGCGUGAGAGACGGAUGGCAAACAAUGCACGAGAGCGCUUGCGUGUGCGAGACAUCAACGAGGCAUUUAAGGAGCUCGGGCGAAUGGUGCAAUUGCACCUGAAGAGCGAUAAACCGCAGACCAAACUGCUCAUCCUGCACCAGGCCGUCGCUGUCAUUCUCAGUCUCGAACAGCAGGUUCGAGAGAGGAACUUAAACCCGAAAGCAGCAUGUCUAAAAAGGCGAGAGGAGGAGAAAGGGUCCUCAGAUGCCGCACCCCUCUCAAUGGGCGGAGCUCACCACAGCAUGGGCGACGCCUCCAAUCCAAUGGGACAAAUGUAAAAAGCCACACCUCCUCCCUAAAAUGAUCAAAGCUGCCAGAAUUUAUGAAAAUGAUGAGCGACCACUUCCUUUGACGACAUCAUUUCCUCUCCUGAACGUCUGUUAAACAAUCAAAUAUGACCAGAUCAAUCAAUCAGAUUUCUGAUGAGUCACCUUAUUUUAUUCAUUCCUCUCCAUGUUCCCUUAUGUUUCUUUUCUUUUUUUUUAAUUCAUUUUUUUUAUUAUUUUUUUUUAAACAUAAUAAUCUUACAUAUGCAUUGGCUAUUGGGAAAAAAUAUCUUCUCUCCAUUCCCAAUUACAAAAAAAAAAAUGAACAGAAAUUAUUUAUGAACUUUUUUAAUUUCUUUUAUUUUGAAUAUGUGCAAAUGGUUGGGGGAUCCUUCAAACAUAUCAUGAUGUAAGACGUCCGAAAAGAACCGUUCCGGUUUUUACCGGCAAUCUAUUUUUUCCGUACCGUGGACAAAAAAUCCUCUCGCGCUUUUCUCUUGUGCGAGUAGAUUUGUAUUAUGGUUUCUCAAACUAGAGGGAGAAUUAGCCACAACAACAGUGUACAAUUUCACAGAAAGGUGUAAAAACUUGCAAUAACACUCAUUUAAAAAAAAAAAAAAAAAAGUGUACUUCUAGCACAGCGGUUCAAGGAGAUGCCACUGUGUGUUUUAAAAGGCGUGUGAGUACAGUGGGACAUGAAAUGACAUUUUAACCAGCAAACUCCCAGGGGAGAUGGAGAUUUUAAAGAACUUCAAAGGUCAUUCCAGCACAUUAAACAGAUUUUACCUUACAUAAUGGCGACUAUUGCAGAGAAUAUGCUUUGCUUUUAAGAAGUGUAGAUAAUGCUAUAGUGCAGAUUUCAACGCUAAUCUCUCCUUACAUGUCAGAAAAUGGCCACAUCCAUGUGAUCGAACUCACCAAACCGAACCAGUCUUUAUUUGUUGUUGUUAGUUUGUUUUCCUUGUUUUUCAUCUCUCUCUCUCUCUCCCUCUCUCUCCCCCUCUCUCUCUCUCCCUAUUCUCUGUCCUCUCCCCCCUCAUCAUGCCCCCAGCAAAUGCAAUUUUAAACAUGCUACACCUGUACCAACGUGCCUUUUAGAGUUCAUAUCAUCACACAGUGCGAGAAGGACGUUAUCAGAAACAUUUUUUAGGAUGCAAGCUUAGGAAGAAUUGUUAGUCAUUAGGUCUAUGCAGUCAGGUGUUUUACAGCCUGGGAUUUAAAAAAAGUCAAAAGGAAAAAAAACGUAUUUUUUGGAUAAACUGUAUUUAAUGUACUGUAUGCCUAUAUGUAAUUAGAAGGCGUGUCCUGGACACAGUAUCGUGUGUAUGUGUGUGUGUGUGUGUGUAUAUAUAUACACACACAUAUAUAUAUAUAUAUAUAUACGAUUCUUAGUCCUGCCCCGAGUUCACCUUAAACCCCGCUCACCCUUAAAGCUCACAGUUUCCAUUGACACGUCUGUUAUCAAGCGUUGUAUUAUAGCUUAUUACCUGCUUUUUAUGAAUAUUGGCUUGUCCGUGAGCCGCUGUAGUCUUCAGUACAAAUGUGUUGUUGUAUGUGUAAAAAAAUGACUCUUCUUUCUCUUUUUUAAAAAUCUUUAUCUCUUAUUCUUUGUCUGUUUUUGGGUUCUGUUUAAAAAAGAAAAAAAAAUAAAUAAAAAAAAGAAAGAAAGAAAAAGGGGAAAAAACGUGUACAGCCGUAUGAGAUUUAACAGCGGCUCCUGCUUUUUUCUGUGUUUUUUUAUUUUCUUCUCCAAUCAACACGAGGCACUGAAACUGGAAAAAAAUCUAUUAGAAAAUCAAUAUAUAUAAAUGUAGAAAUAUAUACAAUAUAUAAAAAAAUGUUGUUUUCAAAAGGAGAGAUUGAUGCAGAACGGUUUCUGUGUUUCUGGGUUUUUUCCCCGAAGAGCUCUGAUGCAUCAGUGUUCAUUUUAAAAAGAGUGAGACGUGACUUUGUAGUGAUCCGAUGUGUCAUGUGACAGUACGGAAGCCUCUGCAGGACAAAAAGGAUCAGAGCCCAGCUCGCUGGCUGGUUACAGAAACAGACAUUUGUACAUUUUAUGCAACAAAUGCAAACUCAAACCAUUAUUUUGAAAUUGUGUAUGUAAAAGUUAUAUUUUUACAUGUAGACUGUUGUUAUUUUGUGUUUAGAUAAAACAUUGUAUCGGUUUCUCUUUUUCUUUCUUUCUUCCUUUCUUUCUUUCUUUCUUUCUUUCUUUGUUAAAAAGGCGAAAAAGUAACAGUAACUCUGUGUGUUGAAAAAAACGUGUCACAUUUGAAAUCGUAGUACGGUCAAAAAGCUUCAAACAUUGUUUAUAUUGCUGGGAACUUUUUCCCUUUUUUUAUUUAUUUUUUUUUUAAAGAGAACACAAGGUUGGAAAGCAAAGGUAUAUAAUAUUUGUCUCAAUCUUUAUGAUCAUGACAUUGCCAUGUUUAAUUGUACUUUUUUGAAGAGAUGUGUGUAAAUAGUCAGUCAGGGUUUAGGUCAUUUUGGUUACUGCAGACAGCAAAGUAACAUGGUUUUAGAUUCAAACCCAGCAGUUUUAUUUUUUUUGUUUGUUUGUUUUGUUUUCUUCAUGGCCAGGUGUAAUAAUAAAUGACUCUGCUGUCCAUCCAUGUCAGCAAUCAACACAAGUUCAGUCCUUUUUGUAAUGUACUAAAGAACAGAAUAAUUGGCACAAGUCAGUUUAACAUGGUGCUUCAAAGCAGACAUUUGCCCACGAGCUCUUUAAAAUGGCUAAAGAACGACUUUUUUUUGUUUGUUUUGUUAAAAGUCGUAGGUUUCUGGUACAGAACGUUUGUUUUUUAUAUCUUUAGAUUAUUUCGCAGUUAAGACGUGCUUUCAAAGGUGACAUUACUGUAACACUGCAGUGUUUCAUCACGUAAUAGAGACACUACAACAGCACUGAGAAGCAUUGAGCGAGUUUUCAAGGAAAUGUGGGAAGUAAGAAUUCUUUUUUUUUUUUUUUUGCAAGGGCAAUUCUUUAAUACCAGGAAAAAGAUCAAUUGUGCCACAGAUUUUUCAAUUAUUUUCUGAUUGUUUUCUCACUCUCUUUGUUCAUGUUGUGUAUAUAUAUAUUUUUUGUUCAUAUUCAUUUUAUAGCUUGUCAUAAAACACAAGCUGCAACACAGUGUUCUCCACUGACCAUUUACCCACACCUCCCAUCCCAACACACACACAUACACACCAAAAAGCAUCUGUUUUCUAAUUAGAAAAAUAAAGGUGGUGGAGCAGGAGCUUUAGAUUUUUUUUUCCUUUCAGGAAAAAACUUCUGUCACUGCCAAAAGCACUCUGGAAAAAAUGUCAGUAUUUGUAGUUUAAUUACAGUGUAAUAAAAUAUUUUGGUCCAGGGUGAGAUUAAUCACCAUCACUCCAGCUGUAAGAUUUCUGACUGGAAAUAUUCAACACUUUUUAGCCUCCACGCCUAUUUCAAUUCUCCUGAAAAUAACAACAAAUAUUUACAUCAAUACUGAAAACAUAAGCCUAUUUCCAUUUGUCUUCAGUUUUUCUUUUGUUCCAUUGAACAGUGACCCUCGUCAUACGCACAUCUGUGGACGUCUUCCAUGAUGGUUUUCUUUUCAGUUUGAGGUAAAGCUCAUUUCCUGAUUCACUCAAAGACCUUUAAAGUAUCAAAAAGGUGAAAAUAAACAGAAAAUAAAUCACGAACAAGCACAAAAUGAACACAAAUGUAAAUCACAGACAAAAAAACAACCAGUUAAUUGUUACUUUCCCAUUUUUACAUGUUCAUUUCAGAGUAUUAAAGUCAUGUGUAAUUGUAUAAAAAAAAAAAUCGAAAUGUGGCCUUUUUUUAUUCUUGUUACUUGUGAUGCAUUUACAUGAAGAAAAUACAAUAAGCAGAUAUUUCCCAUAAACCAGUGCCUGGCUUUUUGUUAUAAAACCUUUUUUUUUCUAGAGCUCUUUUGCUAUAAAUUAGACUAGCACACCCGAUUAUAAAAGGAGAAAUGAUUACUAAAUUAUACAUAUUUGGCAUUUUUUUUUUUUUUGCAGGGGCAAUCGUUUUAUAUCAGGAAUAUUGACAAAGUAAGGAAAGAGAAGAUAACCAGCCGAAAAGGCAAACUCCGAAGUAUUCCACUUUUAUUGGAAUAAUGUGAAAAGAAAAAAAAAACACAUUUUAUUUUACUAUUUAAUGUUUUGGUUUGUGUUACUCAACAAGACGAAGCUAUAUGGUGUGAAAUCGAGGGGACAAGCGGAUCCAUCGAAAAGCCCGAGCAGUGGUUCAAAAAUAUUUAAAGUAUACAACAGUUACACCUUUUUUCCAAACGUGUGGCUGUGUGCCUCAAGCCUUUUAUUAUCAUUUGUAUGUCCUUUUUUUGUUGUUUUGUUUAUAUUCUUUUUUUAAUGUCUUACUGUUCCUGUUGUUUAUUUUUUUUUUUUUCAAUUUGAAUUCUGUUUAUUAUAUUAUAAUUAUUAUUGUCAUUGUUAUUGUUGUUCCUUGUUUUAAGACUAGUAUCAGUGUGUAAACGGAUUGUGUGCUGGAGUUUUCUCUUCGAGCCAGCUCAUCCUCGGCCAUUUGCCUGUCAGUUUUCAUCUUGUAGUUAAUCAAUGAAGUCAUGUACAUGACCAUUCUGUAGCAAUAAAUGUGCCAUUUUUAUAACCGA
Messenger RNA from Tachysurus fulvidraco (yellow catfish), 6689 nucleotides. RefSeq names its product transcription factor 4. The record is from RefSeq and is a predicted model, not a curated record. Gene Ontology annotation, molecular function: DNA-binding transcription factor activity, RNA polymerase II-specific; RNA polymerase II cis-regulatory region sequence-specific DNA binding; protein dimerization activity. Lineage: Eukaryota; Metazoa; Chordata; Actinopteri; Siluriformes; Bagridae. Bases 1 to 2085 code for a protein of 694 amino acids. Gene Ontology annotation, biological process: regulation of transcription by RNA polymerase II. Gene Ontology annotation, cellular component: transcription regulator complex. The transcript has 20 exons.